UAAACUCUACAGUUACCUGGGAGUGGUAUGAAGAUUAUCCUGUUCGAAGUCCAUUAUCUGCUUUCUUAUCAUCAGGUCUUCCAUUUCUACUUCUCAAACAGUUUUCAUCUUAUAUUGAUGUUUCACCAACACUUUUGCUAGUGUUUCCUCGUGUUUUUCUUACAUUUUUACUCUACUCUCAUUUGAUCUUCCUGUCUAUGUUAUUACGCAAAAAUUGGCUAUCAAUUCAUUUGAUUGUCUUGUUGUUUUGUCAACAUCCUAUGUUACCAUGAUUUUUGCUAGUAGGCCAUUUUCCAACACCUUAGAAACAGGAAUAUCUGCGAUUCUCAUUAUGUGUUUAAUACAGCUAACUGAUCGGGUAUCCAUUCAUGGUAUUACUAAAAAGAAUAUUUUAAUGUUUUUAUUUAUUGGUGGUUUCACGUCUUUUGGAGUAUUUUGUAGACAAACAUUUCUCAUUUUUUCCAUAGUACCUUAUCUUGGCUAUCUUAUAUUUAAUAUAAAAUUUCAACAAACUACUAUCCUUCCUUUUCUUGUCCAAAUUAUUUGCAUUGCCAUGGGAUUUUCUCUUUGCACAUGUGUUUUUAUUAUUGUGGACUCCUGGUAUUUUAAUUAUUUACAAUAUCGUAAAAUUGUUAUAACUCAUUGGAAUUUCAUUCUGUAUAAUUUUCAUCAUGCUCAGGAUCAUGGGAAACAUCCAUUUUUCACACACUUUAUUGUCAACAUGCCAUUGUUAUUUGGUCCAUUGUCAUUGCUUUUCUUUAUUAAAAUAGGAGCCCAGAUUAAAAAAAUUGCUUUUAUUUUGAACGAUGAUCAAAUAAAACACACAACAUUCUAUAAGUGUGUCCUAACUUUUCAUAUUGUCAUACCACUCUUUAUCUUGUCUUAUCUUCCUCAUCAAGAGCCACGGUUUCUUAUGCCUCUUCUUAUACCAUUGGUUUUGCUGUUUUCUUCUCAUCUGUUAUCAUCAAAAUUAUAUCUCUAUUCCUGGUUGUUAUGGAAUAGCAUUGGCUUUAUUUUCUAUGGUAUUUUUCAUCAAGGAGGUGUUGUUACAUCGUUAUUUUAUCUUCAUAAAACCAUCAAUAAUGAAAUGCAAAUUUCAAAGGUACCUUUAUGUUACCAUGUUGUUUAUUAUCAUACCUACAAGCCACCAUCUCAUCUUCUUGCCUGGACAAACCAUAAUGAGAUUGAUAAUAAUAGAUUAUUUCUUCAUGAUCUGGCUGGAAGCACUCAAGAAAAACUCAGGCAAACACUAAAUGAAAUUGGCUCAAAAUAUUGUGAUAAAAACAAAAACAAGGUUUAUAUAGCUUAUCCGGCAACAGUCAAGAUUCCCGUUAAUUGUAAAGAUAACGUCACAGUUUUCUUUCCUCAUUUAACGAUGGAAGAUCCUCCCUCAAUUGCUGACAUUUUCAAUAUAAUUCAUCUCGAUAAUUCAGAGAAACAAGCAAGCGUAUCUAUGUUACAGGUCUUUAACAAACUUUGUGAUAGUAUGUAUUUCCAACUGCAAGCAUUGAAGAUGCAACUUUCGUUGAAGCUUUGUACUUUGGAUUUAUGAAGUUAUACAUUGUUCUAGUAAUAAUUUUGGUAAUAAUAACUUUGCAUUGUUAUAAAUUCUUCAUUCUUAAUUUUUAUAGUAAAAUUUCUGUAAUGAUAUUUCAUAUUUUGGAAACGAAAACAAUUAAAAAAGCCAGCUCAGCA
Messenger RNA from Xenia sp. Carnegie-2017, 1695 nucleotides. Its product is annotated as GPI mannosyltransferase 4-like. Gene Ontology annotation, cellular component: endoplasmic reticulum membrane. The coding region runs from base 269 to 1552 and encodes 427 amino acids. Lineage: Eukaryota; Metazoa; Cnidaria; Anthozoa; Malacalcyonacea; Xeniidae. The record is from RefSeq and is a predicted model, not a curated record. Gene Ontology annotation, biological process: GPI anchor biosynthetic process. Gene Ontology annotation, molecular function: alpha-1,2-mannosyltransferase activity. The transcript has 2 exons.